Exophiala bonariae is the source of this 1800-nucleotide messenger RNA. RefSeq lists its product as uncharacterized. The coding region runs from base 1 to 1800 and encodes 599 amino acids. The transcript has a single exon. NCBI's taxonomy places the organism in Eukaryota, Fungi, Ascomycota, Eurotiomycetes, Chaetothyriales, Herpotrichiellaceae. The record is from RefSeq and is a predicted model, not a curated record.
AUGCUGUGCCACUUUGCGUCCAUCAGUCUGCUGCUGACAGUAAGCUUCGCGGUCAACGUGUGCUUCCCUUUAGGACCAACUUAUCCUGCACCCAGAAAUCCAUCAAAGACAAAGGCUCUUGCACAAGUAUUGGAGAUUUUCAACUCUACCGUUGGUGAGUCACUUAGCGCCAAUGGCUCUUCCUACGGACAAUUGGAUCCAAAGGCCACCUCGUUCUCAAUGGAAAUAUUUUCCUUGCGCGAAGGACAGCCACUGUUCAUGUACCACUUUUCUGCGCCAGAAUUCGCAAAUGCAACUGAAGGUGUGCAAGAAGUCAAUUCAAGCACCAUCUAUCGGCUUGGAAGUAUGUCCAAGCUCCUCUCAGUGUACAACUUCCUGAUAGCAGCUGGGGAUAUUCACUUCAAUCAGCCCAUAACGAAAUAUGUUCCGGAAUUGGCGCAAUACGCAACGCAGCACCAGGCGAGCUUGCACACAAAUGACAUCGAUGCUGUCAGCUGGGAUGAGGUGACGGUAGGGGCUUUGGCCAGUCAAAUGGCGGGUAUCUCCCGUGAAGACGCUUUUGGGCCAGCUCAAGAUGCUGAGCUUAGAGAGGGACUUGGAUUGCCUCAGGUAGCCUCUGUGAACGCAUCCUUCUGUGGCCCCAGAAACAUUCAAGUGCAAGUGCCCUGCACAAGGGCCGGUAUGUGGUCUGAUUCUGCCCCCAUAGAGCUUGAAUUAACAAUGGUGUUAGACUUCUUUAUAGAUUUGUUCGACCAGCACCCAGUCGUACCGUCAUGGCAUACACCGAUCUACUCGAAUGCAGCAUUUCAAAUCCUCUCAUACGCACUGGAAAAUAUCACUGGAGAGGCGUUCAACGAAAGUUUUCAGCAGGGAAUUAUUCAACCCCUGAAGUUGAACCACACUUAUUUGGCGGCGCCUUCGAAUGUAGACCUUGCCGUCAUUCCAUAUAAUCGUUCGUGGUCUUGGUUCGAUUGGGAUAUGGGAGAAGAAUCCCCAGCAGGAGGCUACUAUUCGAAUCUGAAUGACCUUCGCGCCAUCGGCAAAUCGAUACUCAACUCGACAUUAUUAGCACCACAAAUAACAAGGAAAUGGAUGAAACCCGUCACCUUCACUGGUAGUGUCAAUGUUUCUGUUGGCUCUCCGUGGGAGAUCGUUCGGGCUCCCAUGGAGCGUAAUCUAUGGCUUUAUACGAAAGGGGGCCAUAUAGGGACUUAUACCUCUGAGAUCAUUCUCAUUCCAGAGUACGAGAUCGGAGCAACAGUGUUGACGACUGGAGUUGAGGUCAGUAAUGACGUGGAUUUGCUGAGCAACCUCUUCGCCGAAAUCGUGGUGCCAAAACUUGAAGACGUUAGUAAAGAGGAAGCUAAUGCAACAUACACUGGUACAUACACAUCGAUGGCAACAAACGAUACACUGAUCAUCACCAUGGAUUCUUUUCCAGGGCUCCUGGUGAGCAAUUGGACCUGGAAUGGUACCGAUGCUAUUUCUCUUCUCGGUGCACUUAUAGGCGCUGGCCCUGAUCAAGACGUGGAGGUCCGAUUAUGGCCUACAACCUUGACGGCGCAUCCUGCCUCAAGUCCCAAUAUUGCUACUCAGACCAGCUGGCGUGCUGUGAUUCAGAAGCUGCCACUUCCAGAUUAUGGGCCGUUCUUGGGCAACUGUAUUUCAUGGCUUCAAGUUGAUCAACUUACCUAUGGAGCUGUGGGUGUCGAUGAGAUGGUAUUCGAUCUGAACGCCAACGGGACAAGAGCAAUUGGGGUGGAAGCCAGGUUCUUCCGUGCAAAUUACACUCGAUCUUGA